AUGAUCGCCUUGCUUGCUAAGCUCGCAGAUGCCCGAAGAGAUCUCCUUCUUUUCGGCAUGAAUUCCUUUUGCAGCGGCGUGCGCAGCCUUGCUGGGGGCAUGGCUGCCACGAGCUCUUGCGUCGCAUCGCCGUCGGUACCCAUGGCCCUCGAGCCGGCAGUGUAUCCCUGUCUGAUGAUGCAGCAGCGCUUCAAGAGGAAGAAAAAGCGCAAGAGGGAGAGGCCGCACCCCACCGAGGAGCAAAUCGAGACUAAAGCGAGGUGUGUCAGACGAGAGAUGAGCCUUAUGACUGACUGACGGGCGUGUGAAUGAUCUGUCUGUUGUGGAUGGGUGAAGGGUGACUCCGAUACGGCUGGAGGAUCACCUUGGCAACCCUGAGCCUCCCUAUUCUAUUGCCAAGAACAUCCGGCGGUCGAUAGCUCGAAUGGCGGCCGGCUGGAAGAGGCGGAGCGAUUUCAGACGAAUGAACCGAUACAGGGUAAUUAAGUACAUAGACAACGGCCACGCUCCCCUGAUGCGAUGCCUUACUUUUGUGGUUGGUGCACUGCACUGCACAGGUGCUGAGUGCAGUGGGUCUGACGCACGACGAUCCCGAGGAGAAGGUCAGCCGGGAGGGCUUCGUGACGCCUCUCACCCAGCUGCAGCACAACGCCCACCUUCCCAGAUCCACACGUACGCACGUGUAGUGUGCGGUGCGGCUGACCUGACCACACGGCAGAAGCGAACAGGUCAGACAACCGACGGUUGUUCUCUGUCGUGUCGUGUGUUGGCCGGGCAGUGCAUGCGAGGUUCCGUUUCCCCCACACACUGCACUACAAGGCUCGGUGGGGCCCUCCAGUGACGGAGAAGGAGCCUCAUGUGUACCAGUGUGUGGCAUCCAUGAGGCUCGACGACCUCAACCUCACGGAGAGGUGGGUGGCAUCGCGAUCAUCGUAACCACACACUCGUAGACGUUGUCUGUGUGUAUGUGUGUUGAUCUCAUUUGUGUUGUGUGUCGGUGCAGGCAGGAGAAGAGGAUGCUGGACAUACUGGGACCGCUGCGGUGAGUGAGUGAGUGAGUGAGUGAGUGAGUGACGAGAGAGAAUGAUAUCACACAUCGGUAGAGAUGGCUGGCUGUAUGUAUGUAUGUAUGUAUGUGUGUAUGUUUUUAUGUGUGGAUGUGUGUUAUGUGUGUGUGCAGGUAUGACCCCGCCACUCGUAUGGUGAUUCUGGAGGCUGACGCAUUCCCGGACAGGAACCACAACGCCGCCUAUCUAGGUGGGUGGCUGUUGCACCAACACCACGGUGGUACUUCGGCACAGCCUUCAUCCGUCACGUCGUGUGUGUUGUGCUGUGUGUGUCAGGUGAUAUCCUGGAGGUGCUGAUGAGAAAGGCCAAGAAGGCGUGA
Molecule: messenger RNA, 1387 nt
Organism: Vitrella brassicaformis
Lineage: Eukaryota; Vitrellaceae
Source: the annotation of a GenBank genome assembly